Messenger RNA from Bemisia tabaci, 1454 nucleotides. Its product is annotated as ribosome biogenesis protein NOP53. The record is from RefSeq and is a predicted model, not a curated record. NCBI's taxonomy places the organism in Eukaryota, Metazoa, Arthropoda, Insecta, Hemiptera, Aleyrodidae. Gene Ontology annotation, cellular component: nucleolus. Gene Ontology annotation, molecular function: 5S rRNA binding. Gene Ontology annotation, biological process: rRNA processing; ribosomal large subunit assembly.
UUAGAUUUACAGGAACAUCAUGGUGCGUGCAUCUGUGCCAGUAAAUCCGGAAAAAGCCUCUAAAACUAAAGUCCGUGCUGCGAAAAGAAGUAAGAAAGCAUGGAGGAAGACUGAUUCAAGCGAUGUUGAUGCAUUCCUCGAAGAUAAAAGAUUGGAAGAGAGAUUAGGAAAACCCUUUUCAGAACGAACUGAUGAUGAAUUGUUCCAAGUCGAUACUGCCCCAGCCAAAAAGUCAGUGCCCUUAUCAGUCGCUGAAAAGAAGAGGAAAGCAUUUCUACCUCCUAAGUGUUUUGAGAUUUUAGAGCCAGACUCUGCAGUUUCAGAUCCUAUUACCAAAAGAAAUCGAGUUAGGACCAAAGCAGAGCGACAAGACCGAAUUGCCAAAAGCAAAGAAGAGCAGAGGAAAAAGUUAGGUUUACGCAAGAGGAAAGAAAUUGACUCAAUCAAACAAAAGCGAGCUCAUCGGUGGCAAAAGAAGAAAGAAGCGAGGAAGGAUCUUUUUAAAGUAAACCCAUGGAUAGAUGAAAAUGACUUAUUUAAUGGCAACGGGAAGUGGCUUGAGACUGACACCAAGCGACAUAAUCUUACAAAAACUGGAAAAGUUCUGGAAACUGUGAAAACACCCGCCAGCGUCCAAGUAAAACCAAGCAUUUUGCCACCACUCCCUAAACCACACCCAGGAACUUCUUAUAACCCAACUCUAGAGGACCACAACCGGCUUUUGCAGAGCGUAGCAGAAAAGGAAAUGAGGAAAACUAAAAAAGAGAUUGAAUUGGCUCGUGAAGUCAGUAAAUACCGCAUUAUGGAGCCUAAACAGAUUGAAGAAGAAUGGAUGGAUGAAAUGAUGCAGGGGUUGGACAACAAUGAAAACAAUGAAGAUGAAAGUAGCAGUAAUGAGAGUUCUGAGUUGCGUUCUGUUAAUAAGCCAGUAACCCGUGAUAGAAAGAAAAAGGCAAGCCAGCGCCAGCGUAAGAAGGAACAUGAAAGGAAGCAAAGGGAAACCCGGAAAAAGAAAUUGGAAAAAAGGCGAUUGGCCGAUCUUGACAGGGUAAAAUCAUAUUCCAAACUGAUUGAUCAAGCUUUAGAGAUUGAGCAAGCCAAGCAAGUGAAACUUCAGAAGCGCAAAGCUAUCCGAGACAAGGUCCUCACAAAACGGCUCAGUAAGAAUAAAUUUGUGGCACCAGCCCCUGUAUUCAGUCAGAGAGAGGAUAUUACUGGGAAUUUGCGGACUAUCACUCCUGUGGGCAAUAUUGCUGCCCAGGUACUUUCCAAUCUGCAAAAACGCAACAUGAUUGAAGUAACACAGAGACAGCUGAAGUCAAAGAAAGCGAAGAAAAAGAAUACAAAAACAUUCAAGAAAAGAUCACAUGUCCUCCCAACAAAAUAAUUUUGAUAGCUGUGAUAAUCUAUUGUUUAUGUAUGAUAAUACACUAUUUUUAUGCCCCUUAUUUAAA